AUGCGCUCGGUAGCGCUCAUCGCUCUCCUCCCGGCUCUGGCCUCGCUCGCCACCGCCGCCCCACACGACCACUCGGCUCGCCACGCAAGCGCAUCACGCGACUCGCGCAAGUCGCUCGCGUUCGGUCCCAACCACGCCCACCAGCACUUUGAGGCCAACCCCGACUACCAGCACCACGCCCUCAAGUCCAGGUCCAUCCACGAGCUCAACCCUCGCGAGAUCGCCACAGACUUCAUCGCCGCCCAGAUCAACGCCGUCGAAGGCGAGGGCUUUUACAUCCGCCCAGACACCUACACGGACCCCAGCACCCGCGUAACCCACGUCUACGCUCGCCAGCUUAUCAACGGUCUCGAGGUCUCGGACGGUGACAUCAACGUCAACGUCGACCGCUCCGGCCGCAUCCUGUCGUGGGGCAACUCGUUCGCUCCCGCCAGCGCUACCAGCCUCCGUCCCGACGCCACGGCCCACCGUCGCCGCGCCUGUGCCGCCGUUGAGAAGGCCCUCGACGCUCACCGCGACGCUCUCGCCGCUGCAAGCCCUUACGAGGGUGCCUGGGGCAUCGUCAAGGCUGCCGCCAAGGAAUGGUUCCCCAUCCUGGCCGAGGAGGAGUCUGGCGAGGACGCUGAGCUUAUCCGUCGCAACAUUCGCAAGGUCCAGGACCACUUUGAGGCCAUUUGCGUUACCCCGCCUCCCAAGAGCGAGGGCCUCACCUCCACCGAGGCGCUUGCCCUCCUCCUUGCCCGCAUCUCGCCCGAGCUCACUGCUAUCAACCCCGACGACAUUUCGUCGACCGUCAAGCACGACUUCAAGCCCAAGGCUGCUCCGGCUGAGCCCCCUACCGAGAUUCUCUCGGGUGCCGCCCUCAAGGCCGCCGAUGUCGUUUCCGACGUUCCCGUCCGCCUCAUGAUGACCCAGACCGGUGCCGAGCCCCGUGUCGUCUACAAGUUUGAGGUUGAGAUGAAGGACAACUGGUACGAGGCCUACGUCGACGCCAUCAGCGGUGACAUUAUCCGUAUCGUCGACUGGGCUGCCGACUUCUCCGACCACGAGCACGAGCUCAAGGGCGGCAAGCAGAAGCCCAUCCCCGUCCCCUCGGCCAAGGCCGAGUACUACGUCUUCCCUUGGGGUGUCAACGACCCCACCACUGGCAAGCCCUCGCUCGAGUCUGGUUAUGACAGCGUCGCUUCGCCUCUUGGCUGGCACACGUUCCCCACUGUGGCCAACCCUUGGCCCUCGACCAAGUUCCCUGGUUCGACCAAGUCCAAGGACGAGACCACUGUGGCGUCGACCGUCGGCAACAACGUCGUCGCCCACGAGGACUGGGAGGGCCGCAACGCGUUCCUUGAGAACUACCGCCCCGUCAACGAGUCGCUGAGCUUCGUCUACGAGUACGGCGAGCCCGACGGCCUUGCACCCAAGGAGUACAUCGACUUUGUCGUCACCCAGCUCUUCUACACCUGCAACCAGUACCACGACCUCCUUUACCGUCUCGGUUUCGACGAGGUGUCGGGCAACUUCCAGAUGCACAACUUUGACAAGGGCGGUCGCGGCAGCGACCCCGUCAUUGCCAACGCACAGGACGGCUCGGGCUACAACAAUGCAAACUUCAUGACCCCUCCUGACGGACAGGCGCCCCGCAUGCGCAUGUACGUCUGGGACACUGCCACUCCUUACCGUGACGGUGACCUCGAGGCCGGUAUUGUCAUCCACGAGUACUCGCACGGUCUCUCGACCCGUCUCACCGGUGGUCCCGCCAACUCGGGCUGUCUCGGCUGGGGUGAGGCCGGUGGCAUGGGUGAGGGCUGGGGUGACGCCAUCGCCACCCUCAUCCGCCAGGUCGUCGAGCACAAGCAGUUUGAGAACGGCACCGACACCUUCCCCAUGGGUUCGUGGGCUGCCAACCAGGAGACUGGUAUCCGCAACUAUGUCUACUCGACCAACUCGACAGUCAACCCCUCGACAUACAAGACCCUCGACCGCCCUGGCUACUGGGGUGUCCACGCCAUUGGCGAGGUCUGGGCCGAGUUCCUCUUUGUCCUCAACCAGCGUCUGAUUGAGAAGUACGGCUUCUCCAAGACCCUUUUCCCUCCCGAGGACACUUCGGUCCCCAACGACUACUACACCAAGACCUCGACCGAGUCGGUCGACGAGUUUGGUGUCCCCGCCCCGCUUGUCCCCAAGCACGGUAACACCCUCGUCCUCCAGCUCAUCAUCUCGGCCAUGAAGCUCCAGCCUUGCCGCCCCAGCUUCUUCAACGCCCGUGACGCCAUCAUCCAGGCCGACGAGAUCCUCACCGGUGGUGACAACCACUGCAUCAUCUGGGACGCCUUUGCCGAGCGCGGCCUCGGCGCCGACGCCCGCAUCGACGGCCAGACCCCUUGGGGCGGUGGUGUCCGCGCCGACGGCUUCAAGGUCCCCUCCAAGUGCAAGUAA
This is a messenger RNA of Apiotrichum porosum, 2433 nucleotides long. RefSeq names its product Fungalysin/Thermolysin Extracellular metalloproteinase 5 (gene MEP5). The coding region runs from base 1 to 2433 and encodes 810 amino acids. The record is from RefSeq and is a predicted model, not a curated record. NCBI's taxonomy places the organism in Eukaryota, Fungi, Basidiomycota, Tremellomycetes, Trichosporonales, Trichosporonaceae. Gene Ontology annotation, molecular function: metalloendopeptidase activity; zinc ion binding. The transcript has 2 exons.